ACCAUAGCAGCAACGUUGCAGUAUUAAAAGAACGUUACUCUGAGUCCCCUUUUAACAUGAUAUAAACACAAUAAAAAGGUGGAAUAAAAGGGUUGUGAGCACAGGGAGGGAGAAUGUCUGCUAACAAAAUGUCAAUGCGCAAGGCUGGUGCUGCCAAAAUGUCCCAAAACGAGGCUGUCAAGAAACUACAGGGAGGACGACGUAAACAAAUACAAUUUUUUCGCUUGACAUUUCAAGAAUUGAAGGAGAAAUACAUCAGUGCUGCUGAAUCUGUAUUGCUAGACGCCCUCGUUAACGACGACAUGCCGCCCGGACGUAUUCCGUCGGCGUCAAAAGGCAAGAGCCGCGUGAUUAGACCGAGUUCGGCUGCUGCCAAUAUCCAGACUCAUCCGUCGUUUUCAACCGGUCUCUACGACAAUGUCACGCUUCGACCAGCCACGGCAGCUGCCGCCGGACGAAGACAAGAACCUGCUCCGCUAGUACAGAGGCCAGCUACUCAGGCAGUCGGUGCUAGACGCCAGUGGAGAACCAGCAAGGAAGAUACGGUUUUGGAGCCAAAAGAAAUCAACAAACAGCCUCGCAGGCUUACAAUCGGGGCUGUGGAUGGGAUUGCAAGGGAUACAACCAAAAUACAUAGGCCAGGGAUUAGCCAAGGCAGUCAAGCAACGUUGUUAAAGAGCAAGGUAGUUUCUUUAUUAUAUUCAUUGUUUAAUUGGCGAUUUGUUUACAUUGGAUUUGAUUGACAGCAGUCCGCGUGC
Molecule: messenger RNA, 758 nt
Organism: Mercenaria mercenaria
Lineage: Eukaryota; Metazoa; Mollusca; Bivalvia; Venerida; Veneridae
Exons: 2
Coding region: 114-743 (209 amino acids)
Source: RefSeq, a predicted model, not a curated record